This is a messenger RNA of Aaosphaeria arxii CBS 175.79, 3922 nucleotides long. RefSeq lists its product as uncharacterized. Bases 164 to 3832 code for a protein of 1222 amino acids. The record is from RefSeq and is a predicted model, not a curated record. Gene Ontology annotation, molecular function: protein binding. The transcript has a single exon. Lineage: Eukaryota; Fungi; Ascomycota; Dothideomycetes; Pleosporales.
AUGCGACAUCACUCCCUCUUUCAUAAAGAACAAGUUAGAGUUACUACUCCGUACGGAGUACUCUCUCCAUUGAAUCGCUAUUCGAGAUUCUACUGUUUCCAAUAUUUGGACAGUUAGCUCACCUUAUCUCCUCGGCUACGACAAUUCAUCUAGCUUCGGAAGUAUGUCUGAGGGGACCAAUGAAAAACUCUCCCAAUCGCGUACUAUCCACGACAAUUCCCCAGGAUCAGUGCUUAUAAGUUUAGCUGAACGAAGGCCCGAACGAUAUCACCAGAACCCGUUACUCGGCCAUGAGAAGAGACUCGUUCACCAGAUCUGCGCCACAGAACAGCCUUGGUCAACGGAAUUCUCGAAUGACUGUUUUGAUGUGGUUUCGAUCGCUGUGAAAAAGCGCGAUUGGGAGUUGAUUGAAAUCAUACUCAGCUAUGAUACGUCGAAAUGCCUCCUUUCUCGCGAACCCAAUAUUCUAUAUUUACUCCUUACGGGUCAUCCGGCCCCCUUUAUAGGGCCAGUAUCAGAUGAAGACCUGGAUCGCGUUCGACGUCUUAUCCUUCAUGGCACAGAGGCCAACUACGAAGAUUCAAACGGCAAUUCUUUACUGUGCUUCUGCUUGACGAUGUCGUGCCAUCGGGUUCUCCGGCUUCUUGUAGCAUCAGGGGCAGACCCUUAUACCUUGCAUCGAACUAUCGAGGAUUCACCACAGAAUCCGUCUUUGCAUGUCAAUUUGCUUCAGAGAUAUCUAGACCAGUCUUUAAAGUGGCUAUCUAAUCUGGACACAAGUUUUUGGAUGCGGAGGCGUGAUAAAGAUGAAGAAGAUAUUUGGGGAGACAUGAUGGUGACUCUCCUAAACUAUGGACUAGAGGUUGACUGCACUGGCCGCAAUACCAAUAUUCUGGUCCAGAUGCUUUGUGUAGCGUGCUCCCAAGAGAACACUCAACUCAUUCAGAUGCUCAUCGGCAUUGGCGUAGAUGUCAAAUCGACCUCGCAGACUGAGAUUGCCUCAUUCAGGCUUGCAUCGCCUCUUCAUGCAGCUGCUAUUACUGGGAGAAAGAAAUCUGCAACUAUUCUGAUUAGCUGCGGAGCCAAUGUGCGAUGUAAAGCUUAUCAUACGAAUGAUCAAAUCGGACGGCAAUAUUCUCCCAUCGAAGCUUGCUUGGCCGUCCAUAUCGACGCCCGCCAACCAAUUGACAUCGAAUGUGCCGAAGUAUGUACACUACUUGUUGAAGCGGGGGCAAGCAACGACGACGCUACGUCCUUACUUCGGCAGUGUAUUCGGCAUGGCUAUCUGGAUAGCGUUGCGCAUCUGAUAGACUUAGGUGUCCGUGUCGAUGAAAUGCCAGAGAUGCCCCUUGGCCCCCCCUACGACGAUGUUAUCAAGUAUCUGGUGGAGAGCGGUAUUCCCUACGACCCAGUCGAUCAGUGUAUAAGAGCCUUUAACUCCGAGGAUCUCGAAUGGAUUAAACGCUUAAUGCACCAACACGGCACUGGCCUGAUUACUACUAAUUUGCCGCGCCUCCAAGACUUCAUUUAUGGUCCCUCAGCAGCUUCACCUUCCAAUCUCGAUUAUCUGGUUUCUCAACAUGGAUUCGACGUCAACAAAACGUUUCCAGUCAUAGGGCCUGGAUCUUAUGAGAUCACCAAUUUACUCGUUUGCGCCUGUAAGAGUGCAAUACCUCCUCGCGUCCAAAUGUUACUUCGUCUCGGGGCUGCUAUUGAUUGUCCUGGUACAUCACAUACCGCGUUUGGCUUCCUAGGCAAAGGAAGACACCUUAACGUGCGAUUUGAUUCCCGUGAGCUAGACAUUUUCAAGAUGUUCGUUUCCGUGCAUGAUCCGUCCGAGCCGGCGACUGACAUGAGAGAAAUCAUGCGUCGAUUGAUUGCAUUGGAAACAUCCAAGGAACCGAGGAACAUGGAGACUCAAAUUGGAAUGGAGAAAGCUUACGAAGGCAACCUUGGACGGCUGAGAAGAGUGGAUCAUGCUCCCACGCCUGAACGUGACUGCGCGAUCUACGCCAGUGGGCCUCAUAUUGACUUUCCACAUCCUCAAACCACAAAGAGAUUUCAACAUUCCGUCCUGUCUGGUCUACAGUCAAUGCGGCUCGUAAAUAUCCACCCCGCCAAGGCACCUCUUGAUCCGAUAUUUUGCGACAUGAUCCACACAAAUUUAUACGGACAGCCCAAAUUCAAUGUUUUGUCUUUUGAUAGAAUUAGUGAAGGGGAUCGUCAAGUUCCAGUUCAUAUCAACGAUGGCUAUAAAAUGGUGUCUGAAGUGCUAUGGUGUGCACUCAGUCGCGUCCGUGAAGUUGACCAGCCGGUUGUCAUCUACAUGCAAGAGUUAUGUGUCGACGAGACCAACAUUUUGGAAAGAAACCAUCAGAAGAAUAUGCUUCGGUCAAUCUACAGCGAAGCAGCUCAACUUUGUGUUUACCUUGGGAAAAUAUCAGAUCCCAAAAAAGAAGAGGAGAAAGAGGUUCGAUACGAUUCCGAAGAUGAUCCCGAGUAUGAUUCCGAAGACGAAAUCGGAAGGUACGUAGACGGGUAUUACGGGGAUGACCCAGACGCAUUCCCAGAAUCAGAAUCAGAUGACAAUGAACAUGAUUAUCCAGACGCAGGAGAAAACGUAGACGAGGAUAUUAUCAAUCAACCUUGGUUCUAUCGGCCGAGAAGCUAUCUCGAGUUCCAGACCAUCAAGUCAAUGAUUUACUAUCAUGGCAAUGAUGAGAUCAACUUCGACCCAUACGAUGUUCAAGAACCGUUUCAAAGAGAACUGCCUGUCUUCUGGGACACUUUACAAUCAUUAUUGGCUGACACAUUCUUUGAUGUCGACUAUGUUGUGAACGGAGAUAUGCACAUGAGGUCCGCCGACAUUCGCGAGGACAUAUUUGAUAUACUCAUUCUGCUUGACGAAAACUCAGUCGAGAUUGAUUACUCGUUGCCUACUUCGUUCCUUCUCAAAGAAUUCACCAAAGUGCUCUUCCAGAGGCAACAAUUACUGUUGCCUUUGUAUAAGACGCACGCAGUUGUGACACACUCCAUGGCAGCCCAGCCUUCAUGGAUACCAAAUUACCGCUUGAUGGGACAUGAUAAUAAGGAGGACACUAGCUAUAAUGGUCACCGCGGCGACGUUUCGGAUUGUUCUCGACUUAGGUUCGAAGGCGAUGAUAUGAUUAUCGACGGGUUGCUCCUGGGAAAGAUCGAGGAAGUUGGUUCCGUUUUGCAAAUUCAGCCAGGCAACAUCGAGAUUGCUGAAACCUCAAGAUCAUGGGAGUCCGUAGCAGUCAACGCAAAACUCAAUGGGUCAGUCAAACAUCUCGCCAACAUGUUUUUUGCCGCUAUAGAGGCAAACAUCUGUGACGAAGUAUGUUUCAGACCCUCUCCAGGCAACCGAAUACUCCGAGAGGAAAGCAGCACGUGCGAAUAUGCACUGGAGCAAGUAGCCUGGUACAAGAAGUUUGGAACGGGAAUUUUGAAGGAAUUGGAUCCGGAUUUCUUCUCUGCGGUUGAAGUGUACAGCGACUGGAUUAAAGAAACAGCGGAUCCAAUGAUCUUUGACGAAAUUUUCAAAAUUGUUGGGGUCGGAAACCGGUUCUUCAGAACUGAUCAUGGUAUCAUGGGUCUUGCAUGUGCCGAAGCACAGAAAGAUGAUGAAAUUGCAUUCCUUACUGGGUCGAAAUAUCCAUUCAUCGUCAGGAGAGCACCUUCGGAAAAAGGGGAGAUGAAAUACAGAAUUGUCGGAAAUUGUUAUGGGCCUAUGGAUAUAAUCACAUGGGAGAGCAAGAAAGGUCUCAAGGCUCCUGACCCACCACAAUAUCAGGAAUUUAUUAUCUGUUGAAAGCGUUGGAAGCAUGGAGAAAAUACUGGUGUAUGGAGAAUAUCCCAAUCGUUAGAGCAUUUGCCAGUUCAAUAUGUACCAAGUAAACAA